This is a messenger RNA of Monodelphis domestica (gray short-tailed opossum), 529 nucleotides long. Its product is annotated as C-C motif chemokine 3-like. Gene Ontology annotation, cellular component: extracellular region. Gene Ontology annotation, molecular function: chemokine activity; CCR chemokine receptor binding. The record is from RefSeq and is a predicted model, not a curated record. Gene Ontology annotation, biological process: positive regulation of GTPase activity; inflammatory response; chemokine-mediated signaling pathway. NCBI's taxonomy places the organism in Eukaryota, Metazoa, Chordata, Mammalia, Didelphimorphia, Didelphidae.
CAAGAAUGUCUUUGUAUCCAAGCUGAGGAUGUUUUCUCAUCUUUCGUCCUUCUCAGUCAUCAACUGCAUAUAAAAGGAGGGUCCACACUCAGGACUCCCAGGCAGUAGGCACCCUACAAACUCUAUUCCUGAAAGUGUUCUUCUCUCAUAUCCAAAGACUAUGGUCUCCUUGGUUGUCUUCUCCAUCCUUAUCAUUUUGGUACCUGGCCUCUGUUCUGAAGAAAAUUAUUAUGACACUCCCCAUGCCUGCUGCUUCCGCUAUUACUCUGGAAAAAUCCGAAAUGUGGUUGCUUGUUAUGAGACCAGCAGCCAAUGCCCCAAGCCAGGAGUCAUAGUCAUCACCAAGAUGGGACACCAGUUCUGUGUCCACCCAAGAAAUGCCAAAAAUUGUGGCACUUCCCUAAAACCAAAGGAAAUCCUCCAAUCCUAGGGAGGACAGCCCCUGGACAACAGACAACAUCACCCUGUGAAGAUAUCAUCCCUUAUCUAGGGAACUUAUGAUUUCUAAAAAUAAACGUGAUGGACUUCA